CCAAAGUAUUUUACUGCUUUUCUAUCAAAGCUAGCGUUUGUCGUCAAAGCAGUGGCCCAAGCAGAAAUCCUGAGUCCUGAGAUGGUGGGAACAUUUCAAAUCAACGUUCUGGAUGGCUCGAACGAGCGUGAUGACCCCAAUACCAGGGGCUAUACUGUCGCACCUCAGGUCACCAAGACCGCGAGAGAUUAUCCUCUCCAAGACUUCCGAGAAGAAGUGUUCGGUGAAGGAUUCAGUUACCAGCGCUCUGCGGAGCUUUUGAAGAAACAUGGUUUCACGGCGGUCAAAUUUAACCCCGCCAGCCUGAUCAACGCCAAUGAGGACCAAGUGCGUGCCCAACACUUUGACAGUCUCUCGGUGCUGGAGGAAACAUACUACCCUGAGGUGGUCCGAUCCAUGCUCAACUUGAUCGGCGCCAAAGAGGUCUUCAUCACCAACAGCAUCAUCCGUCGAGGUCCAGGAGCGACUGCGACCGAAGGCGAGGGCGAUGUCACCGUACCUCAGGCUUUUUCAAAGCCCUGCAUGACAACAAGCCCACUCACAUGGGGUCUUCCGAUCAGGCGAAGCCAUCCAGAACGCCGCACUGCGACUACACGCCGCUGGGGGCGCGGCGGGCGAUUCGCAGCUGGCGCCCGGACAUUCGGGCCGAGGCGGACGCCCAGAAAGCCGUUCCCGCCACCCCGAAGGACGCGGGCCCGCAGUGGUACUACCUCAGAGAGCAGAAGCCGGACGAGGUCCCUUAAGUUCUUUCAUAGCGCUUCCUUGGGUGUCGAGGGGCCUGAUGCAGAAGCGCCAGCAGUGCUACACGCUAGUCCCAAUCUCGGGAGUGCAGGCUAUGGAGUAGCAAGGGAGAGCAUCGAGGUGAGGUGCAUUGCCUUUUGGUAG
Molecule: messenger RNA, 885 nt
Organism: Pseudomassariella vexata
Lineage: Eukaryota; Fungi; Ascomycota; Sordariomycetes; Amphisphaeriales; Pseudomassariaceae
Exons: 1
Coding region: 82-885 (267 amino acids)
Source: RefSeq, a predicted model, not a curated record